GGUUGACAAGAUGGCGUCAGACUUUGUCCAAGCUAUAAACACUUUCAUUUCGUUUUCUUUAGUUUAUUGUUGUUUUGCGCAAAUGCAAACCAGCCAGAGGUAGUUUCUUUAAAGUUCCUUAAUUCUGAACAAGUUAUGUGGAAGAGUGAGGAGGUGGUCUCCAGCAGCGAUGAAAGUUUGGAGGAGGAAGUUUCUCAUGGGGUUCCUGGAGGUUUUGAAACUGCCGCCGGUGCGUGUAAAUUGAAGCCUGUGUUUGAUGACAUUUUCGCUGAUGUUCAAGCUAGUAUUCCUACCUUGGACUUAGAAGAUUCUUCAGAGGUAAGGAAAUAACAAGAGGCAAAAUUGUACUUAAGUUGCUUUCCUUGAAAUUACGUUAAAAAUUGAACCGCCUGAUAGCUUGUGACAAUCUUUGUUGCUUAGGCAACAUGUACACUUACUCUCAAGGUUUAAGUAACAGUCGAUAUCAAACAACUAAGGUUCAAUCACGUCAAAAGAACCUACUCGGUAAGAUUUCCGCACAACGCCAUACAUUUAUUAUGGAUGCAUGUUUCGACUCCAUUGUAUUGACUACAUAUUUGAGUGAAAUAAUAUGAAAUUGCUGCAGGCAAAAAUAAUGUGUUCAACUGCAUGGAAAUUAUGUUUGACUCGUUUUCAAACUGAGAGUAGCCAGCUGAUUUUACUACAGUAGCCGGCAAAAAAAGGUGGUUACACGUUACUAAUGACAACCCUGACCACUGGGUAUCAGGUUUAAAAAGGUGCACAGCGUUGAGAGUCAAAAUGAGAGUCAUUUCAAAUAGAAGUAGCACUUGAUUUCAGGGUCAUCACACAAUAGUCCUUCCCAAAAGAGGAGGAAGGAGCGUUAAGUGAUGACCCUAGAGUGACAUGAAGGAGACUAAAUAGCUUGGGGCUGGAGGAGCAAUCCACUGGGCUAGCAUGUUCCAGUACAAGUAAUUACAAGUUGUCCUAUAGGCAAGCAAAAUAAAGUAAAUGUAAGGGAACAAGGGGUUCACAGGCCUGCAGGACUUCUCCAGGCCACUAAACUUCACCAAUAGCUUCUCCAAAGGGAAGAUGAUUUGUAAAAUUUUCUCUUACCCUGAGAAAAGUUUAAGAAUGGCAAAAAUCAAUAGUAGAUGUCCAUUUUAGAGAGAUGUCAAACUUAUGAGAGGUAAUUGCCUCUUAGAAAAUCAAAUGACUAAAGAAAGGUAGGGAUCAACUCUAGGUGUCUGUUUUAAGAAGGUGUGUCUAGAUCUUUAUCAUAAAAAUGUCUGUUUAUUGACUGUUUUUGUCUUCAACAACACAGUCUCUACAGAAGUGAGGUGAAAAGGAAAGUUUUUAGGAUCCAAUUUAACUUCACAAUAAAAUUGCUUUGCAGGAGAGCAAUGACAGUGAAGAACCAGUCUUGUAUACAAGAAAAGCAUGGCCACUGUCCCCAGAUAUUUUGGCACAAAGUAGCCUUAAAAACAGUGAACAAGUCUCUUCUCCUUUUGCCAAUGCUUCAGACAGUGGUUUGUCCCUUGUCAGCCCUGAUGGACGGAGCAUCUCAUCACUCUCAGAUAGUGAACAGGUUUCUUUUCCUUUAUUUUCUUUUUUGAAAAUUUGGGGGAUGUAAUUAAGAGUUUGAGGUGAUAAGGUUUUAUAACCGAAGGGUAAAGGGGAGGUUAAAAAUUUUUUAGUUUCUUACCAAACUAUGUGGUAAAAUCUUUUGAAAGGUGUGCAAGAUAUUGGUAAUAAUGACCUGCAUUUUUACAAACUAGUUAGGUUAUGGUGGUUGCAAAUAUGCAAUGUCCCUUAAAAAUCUGCUUCUUUGGGUACUCUCCUCCCUACAAUCUUACCUUUUGUAUGUUACAGGUCAAAAUUAAAUGUUUUCACGUACAAAUUUUUAACCUAGGUUGACUCUCAAUUUCCUUUUUCUCCCAGCCCUAAUUCAUGAGGUGAGACGAGCAAAAUUGAGAAUCAACCCAGGUCUGAAUUUAACUGUGAUAUAUAACAUUCAAUGAUGAUACUCCGUGCCCUCCUUGUAAGUUUGGAGUUACUGGCACAAAAAAAGUAUGUGCAUGGGCCUUUGAGUUCAGUACAUUCUCUGCAAAAAAAAACCAUUAUACAUGGUUAUAAGGCUGUCAUGGGAGGUUCCCAAGUUGCCCAUGCCAUCAAUAUUUUUAGGCCAAACUGAAUUCUGGAGGGGCGAGAAAAAUUAUUUUAAUUUGAGGUCAGACCUCCCUUUGCUAAUAGGUAUUGGAUAAGUUGGUCUGGUAUCCCACUGGCUUGUAGAUCUGAAUCUGCCUGUCUGCUGCUCAUAAUCACUGCUCAUGAGUGCGUAAAGUUGUCAUUGUUCUCGAGGAAAGGGUUGGGCAGAAUAACGCCCUUUUUGUCGUUUACUGUUCAUUAUUUCAACAACAAUAAUUGAGCUGUUUUUAUCAGCUCAUUUUCUAUUUUGAGAAAUUCUCAACUUGAAUCUGAUGUUUGCUGUUUGCCGUUUGCCGUAUACUUAAUUCUUAAACUCUCUAUUGUUAGCCAUUUAUUUAAGUUUUCUAACAGUUUAUUCAUUAACUGUCUACUUUAGGAUAGCAUUGAAUUGAUUGACUCUUCACCUGCUACGCUGCCAUCAACUCUAGAAAAAAUGACAGUUCCAGCUGAUACUGACCUGUUUUCUGAAACCUCUAAAUCCAAAGGCAUAUCUCCUGAGACACUUACUCAAGAUGUCAAUAACCCUGAUAAAGUGGAGCUUAGAUUUGAUCUGAUAAAGCACUUGAACCUUGGCGAUUUUCUCCAGCGUACUAAUGAGGUUACUGUCUCGCCAGUAUUUCCACCCACUCUCAGUGACAGUGACGACAGUGAUUCCGAAGGCAGUGGCAACAGCUUAAUGGAAGAGCUUAUAAGACUAAGUAGAAAGCAACAGAAUGAUGCUGCUCCUGAACCCAAUAGUCCCACUGAUCACCUAUCACCACGCAGUUUGGAAAGUGCUGUCCACAAGACGCAUGAUGUCAGUGUGAUGAGUAGUCCAUCUGUGGCCUCUGUAGGAGUCACAGCAUCGUUAGAUCCUUCCACUCAAAGCAGAUCUAAUGACACUGUGUUCCUGGACUUAAGAAGCCUUGAGGAAGAUACUUCUUCACAGGUAGUGAUCAUGACUUUAAAGUUUUAAAAGACUUUCAAGUUUUAAAAGGAAAGUCGCCACCCACCUUCUUGCAAACUCUUCUUAGAUUGAAUCAAAUUUUUAUGACUGUAUAUAAACUCAUGUAAAUAUUUCUUGUUUUAACAGACGUAAAUUUUUUUUUGCCCCAUUGUAAUUUUAUUAUUGUAUAUUACGACAGAAUAGCCCCAUAUAGAGGAGUCAUAAUACAGUGUACCUAUUGAUUGGUCGUAACUUUUAUUAAUGAAUAAUUCAUGAAUUUUACAAGUCUAAAUGAAAAUAAUAUACCAAGGAUUGAAGCUUUCAGCUGCCUAGCACAGUCUUCUUCAGUACGCAAGCUAAGAAUAAGAUCUAGCUGAAGUUGGAUCUUUCUGUAUAUGAUUUACAGUCUUGGUAAAAAUGUGGGUGAACAUUAGGUUUCACCCAAAAACAUGCCAUCUGUGAUCUGACCAUAUAUUUUUCUCAUAAAUGAAUAACUGUUUAUUGAUCUUUUUUCAUAAAGAGUCACCAGACAUUACCAUCUUCAAUAUGCAGGAUACUAGGUAUCAGCAAUGAUUCCACCAAGUAAGUAACUUAAUUUAUUUUUCCAGUUUUAAUUUUUCAGAGUAGAAGGAUCCAAUUUGUCCCCUGGAAAUUUCAAGAUUGUGUUUUCUCAAGCAAUUCCAUUUGCUGCCCUAGGGAUGUCAUUUUUUUAUUUGUUCAGCUUGAUAUUUAAUCAAAAAGAGUGGUCAUUGCAUCGAUUUUUGUAAAGUCUUGUUCGCUAUUAAGCAUUGUUUGGGUUUAGUUCGAGCUAUGUCUUUGAAAUAAGCUGCACUAUUAAGGUAGUUUCAGCUCAUAACAUAGCCUUGACUUUUAUUUAAUCUUCAGUUUGUCAAGCAGCUCCGAUGAGGAAGAAGACCUUCAACAUUGGCAGGAUCAGAGGCGAAAGGCAAAAGAGGCUUCUUUGUCCUGUGCAAGGCAGAAAGAGAGCCACACAAAAAAUUCUGCAGUUAAGCAUCAAAAUGUGGUUGACCAAAGGAAACCAGCCAACAAGGAGAUUUUUGAAAGAUUUCAUGUUAAAAAUGUGCAGCCAAUUUCUGACAAAAGGACUGUUUAUGUGGCUGUUGAAAAUGAAAAGAAGGUGCCGGAGCUUGGAACAUCACAGAAGUCAGAAAAUUUGCCAAAGACACGUGGAUUGUCGAAAGAUGAAAUAGUUCAUGGCACAAAGAAGGCUUGGGUAGAUAAGUCAGAUCUUAAAAAUGACAAACUGCAUGUAGACAAUGCAAUUCUAGACAAGAAAGCGCCAAAGAAUGAUCUUGUUCAUGUUGAGGAACAUGCUCCUUCACCUUUCACAAAAAAUGAAAAUAGGGCGACGGUUGAUAGCAAGGUUAGUCCGAGUCAGAGAAAUGAUUUGAGAACUAUCAAUGACAUUGUCAGGAAGGAUCUGAGCUCAUCAAGGACUCAGGAGUUAAAGAAGGCCAAUGUUACACAUAAACAAGUACUAACAGAGGAGGAGAAGUCAAAAAGGCAGAGACUUCUAAGGAGUCUCCAGAACUUAAAACCUCAGAGAUCUUCCCAUGGGCGCCACCCAGCUGCACCUUUAACACCUGUUCUCUUCCACGAGGUAAUGUAAAUGACUGAUCAGUAUCUAAUUUCACCACCAAUUUUUGUUUUUCACGCCCUAGUUGUGCUGGGACGGAAUAGAAAUUAUUUUACAAAAAACUUUGAUCCACGUGCACGAGUCCACGAGUUGUUGUUUUGCUUCAUAAAGCUACUGAGUUUUAGGCGUUCCCGUUACCGGCGCCAUCGUAGUUUCGUAAGGUCCCUGAUGACUUGGUUAGGAGGAAGUCACUUUUGACAUAACCCGGUUGGGUAGUUCUCCAAAAUCCUGACCCUAAUUCAGACUUAAGAAAUGUUAUUUUCCACACCCGUUUUCAGACCCAGCGUCUUAAAUCCAUAGCUGUUUUCAUACCUGGUGUAGUUAGAAAUUUCUUAGACCAGAGCUCAAUCAAAAAAGGAUUCAUUAUAAUCCAUUUCGAAUUCACAUAUUACUCUUUCUUUCUGAUUCAUUUGGAAUUGAACCGAUAAAUACGUUUAUAAACUCCCGUAGUUUCCUCGAAAACCAUACCCAUUUCCACACCAAAAUGGGCUAAUCUUUAUCCGUUUUCAGACCGAAACGUUGCAAAAACCAUACCCUUUGGGGCGGCACAUACCUGUAUGGCUUAUAUAAGGGAGUCCCCCCCCCCAAACCCCGGGUGACUUAAGUGCUUGGGCAACCCUGACAUGCGUGGCUUAAGUGGGGACUUUCAGGGGAAUUUUCAGAUGAAGAUGUCUGAGAUUUACCCUAAUGAGAACAAACCAAAUACUGUCAUUUGUCUCUAACCCACUGCUAAUCACGAUACCUAUAAUUCAAUAAACGUUGCUUUGGCAAUAGGUCAUUGGCCAUUGGGCUUUAAGCAUUUGGGCAGAUAGAAUUCACUGCAAUGACCUGCUUACAAUGUACAUGAAAGAGACCAGCAAACAAUAGCUUCGCAGUGCCGCAAUUCCUAAUGCCCAAAGCAACCUUCCUUGAAUCAGUGUGGUUGAAUCCUUCAACUCUUUAAGUCCCAAUAUCAACAUACAAAUUCUCCAAACUGGUCUCCAUACAUUUCCUUUAAGAAUUAGUUGAGAGAAUUUAAUAUAAGAUUGAGGCAUUUUCUCUUUCGUAAUCUUUGUUAAUUCUCAUAACCUUAUCUCUUGGCAAUGCAUGGAUAUUGGUAGGAGAAAAUUGAUGUUGAUCACUAUUGGGACUUAAAGGGUUAAGAUCCCUUUCAAUCAGUAAUAUUUGCACUGUCAUUCUCUGUUCUCAGGAAGCGUCAUACGAGAAUGAUGUUAUCAGUUUACCAGAUUAUGAAGCAAAUACUUCUUAUCUACUGUUAAGCACCAAACUAUCAAGCUGCGGAGAGCUGUCUGUCAUCCGCCAGGGAACCAGAGGAGCGACUACUCCGGAUACACACUGCUUCUCACACCUUGUAGCCUUUCUGGCCUGUUUAGUAACUCCCAGUGUGAACACUACAGAUUAUGCUGAGGUGUGUGAUGCACCGUUCUAUGUCGUAGGCUUCCAGCAAAGCUGGCAUGAAGGACAGCUCAAGAUUGAUAUUGGGAUUUGCAGUCGUGCUGAGAUAGGGCAAAACCAAAAGAAAUCCAAAGCAAGCAACUCUUUUAGACAGGCUGUUAGCAAGUUUCUCUCUACCAAUUCACUACACACUGUCUUUGCUCGCUUUUCUGAAUUCACGCCUAUUCCCGAAUACCUCACAGAGAUAAUGACAAGCAAGAGGAAUUUGUCCACCCUGCUAACUGUGAACUCGGACCCAGAGGCCGUGCACCGUGUGUUUGGAGCCAAGCCCGGAUUCUUCUGGCAGACAAUGGAGUUGGAAGAUUACCCGACUGAAGAGAAAACCGGAGGUAAAAUUUGCCAGGGACCUGAGAUUCAGAACACGGUGAUGCUGCUACAACAUGCGGUGUUUCAUUCGCCGUUCUGUUUGGUUGAUGUGCUGAUGCGCGCACGCAACAAGGCUAUGGAUAUUUCUGGUCUAAGGCUGGCUUACCACAGAGAAUAUCCCAAGGAAAAAUCAGGUAUAAAUCGACGGUAGACUUUGUCUUUGUGUGCACCACAUUUUCUCGAUUAAACCGACUUAGACUGCUUUCCAUUCAGCAAAUGUUGAAGGAAAUUAUUGCGUAUUUGACGUUCGUUUUGCCGUCGCCGUCGUCGUUGCUAAAGCAAAGGAAAGUCAGUUUCAAGUAAAUUAGAAAUAAACGUUAGAUUAAAAUAUACGGUAGAUAUUCCAUGGAAGCGAUCCCUUGUUUGCAGUUGAUCAGCCUCUGGAACGAGGGAGUUUCUUAUGACCUUAAAUUGAUUUUUGCCUGAACAAGUCUAACACAGUCAUACUGUAAGGAAGCAAUUAAAUAGAUUAGCGAACAGAGGAUAAGAGAAAUUUUAGUAAACUUCAGAUAUAACACGCUCUCCUGUGUGCUUUACAACACAACAUAGCAACGUCAAUAAGUUAAUUAAGGGCUCCUUUUUUUCACAGCGAAUGAGUCUCCACUUCCGAUCUCAUUGCUACCUGAACAAACGCCAGCCGAGAUUUCCGUCUUGGUGAUUGCACUUCGUGGUACCCAGGCCAUCUCAAGGUGGCAGGACGAGGUAGGUCCUGUGGAUGCUAAACUCGCACAACGAACGGACCCCAACUCAUUACGAGCCCUGUACAGCAACGGAGCAAAGGCAGACCACUUAUUUUGGUGCCCAAGAAAUUCGCAGAGUGCGGGGACCUCUCUAGCACGAUGGUUUGGAGGUCGGGUCCCGGAAAGUGGUGUUGUAAACAUCGGGUCUAAUGACCCUUUGGAGGUGCAUGAUAAGAAAAAUAAAGUUUCGCCUAGUGGAAAGGGACGGAAUGCUGCCAAAGCCCAGGAACUUCUUACGAGUUCCCUUUACACCACUUGCAGACCGCCACCGCACUUUUUGACCGCAGUCAUUGACACACGCAUUUUCUUCGUCCUUUCACCGGCUGUUCCCGUUAGGUAUCUAGGAAAGGUGCUCUGCAUGUGCUUUGAAAAAGGCUUUAGUCCUCAAGGAAUCAAACGCUUGCGAUUAAAUCCCAAUCACCUUGCCGGAUUGGGUCUUGCACCUGAAAUUUUGUCUGCGUUUUGUCCCAGACGUGAAAAACAAUCGAAUGGCGUCUUUAAGACACCUUCACCAGUGGCAUCUACAAUUCUCUUACUCAGUCGUGAAAACGCAAUUCAUCAUGCCAUGUCAGUUCUCAAACCACUUGCAGACUCCAUCGGAUUGCCUCAGUCGAGUUUUCUCUGCGUGCCUUAUACUGACUCCAUGUUCAAACACCUUGGCGGUGAUUUUUCGCAUUGUCCGGACCCAGCUGCCUACCCUGUGGAUCUUCUGAGGCAUGCUUUUCACUCAAAUCCUGAACUAGAGCAAGUCUGCGUUGUAACGCUGUUGAAGGAGAAAGCUACCAUCUCUGCUGGAGAGGUUCUUAGUGAGCUUCUUCUAGAAAGAGAAGGGGUAGAGGCUACGAAAGAAAAGUUGUCUUCCAGGUGUGGAUUUGAACUUUUAGGGCUCAAACUUCUCCCUUCGCUAUCCAUGCAUCAGGCUAAAGAGGUUACCCCCUGUAAAAUUGGUGACGCGUUGUGGAAAAGAAGCCUCCAAAGCCUGACAUCGGGCCCUGCGUUGGUCUUAGCUCUGAGAGGAGUCGAUGCUUUUGUGCGACUGCAACGCUUUGUAAAAUCGCAUUCAGAUCUGACCAAAGCAAAACUUUCUAAAGACAUCAUUUCUCAGGAAAUGCUAAUGUCCUGCACGCCUGAACUGGCUUGCCGGCAGCUGUCAGUCGUUUUCUUUGACAGGGAAUUGUUCUCCGACCAAUCAGCGCGUAGGAACCUUCACCUCCUGCCCCCACCCCGGAGAGUAGUAAGAAGUGGUUCUAGUGGUAGCAGUGAGUCCCUGAAUGAAGCCGACGGUUCUAGGAAACAGAGAAACCGGAAAAUGGGUCUCAGCAAGUCACCAUUGAAGGCCUCUCUUGGCAGUGUGGAGACGCUAAGAUAUGAGGAUAUGCCAGUACUCCAGAGCUUGCUGGAAAAACCCCGCGUUAUACCCACAGUAUGUAUUCUGAAGCCAGGCAUCGCGUCUAAGCAUCUUGGCAAAGUGCUCAAGCGCCUUGGUCAGGAGGGAUUCUCUGUGGCUGGCAUGAAAAUGAUGAUCCUGUCGUCUGUAGACGCAUCCACUUUGAUGGCUAAUCAGGUGAGAAUGGACUGACAAAAUUUCCUCUUAUUUCUAUACGAAACAUCACCAGGAGUGGGCGAUUUCUUUGCAAAGCAAUUUUAUAAACGUUAUGGAGAUAGUUUAUUGUUCGUUAAGCGGUUUAGUUGACCUUUUGAAAACUUAGAUACAAGAAAAGGAAAACUGUGUAAAGAUGCAACAUGUUGUGGUUGUCAUGCGUUUGGGUAUGGAGUGAAAGCUCAACUGAACUACACUGUCGGUCACAACAAAGAGACUUCUCAAAACACGCAGUAGACGAGGUCUUUGUACGAGUACACGUACUACACCCUACCCCCCCUUCCCUCUUUCCCAUUGUUGGUUCCACAAGAGUAUUUAGGCUUCAACUUCUUGAAAAUCAUCGCUGAAUGAGACAGAAGAGGAAGAAAUCAGCAAGCUUUAUCAUAUUUUGUAUUUAGAUUUUGGCUUAUUUUUUCGAUAGUUGCAAAAGAUGGGAAAUUUUGGUAAUAUGGAUCUCACCAUAGAUCACCAGAGUUUAUAUUUCCGUUUGGUCGAACAUUUACUGUUCUACCAAAACAAUGCAACCUUGUCCCCAGGGCUACUCGGCUGCCCUCCCCUUUUCUGGUGAUUAUUCUGUACUAGUGACGUCAUUUUCCGAGUAUCGCAAACGUCUUCCAAAUUUGGUCAAGCUAUCAGGUUAUGAAGAAUGAGUCGUGGGAUGUGAGCCAAUCAGAAACGGAGAAAUAUUUUGAAUGAAUAAUAAUGUACCCUAUCAUUCCCUCGCCCUUUUGAUGUGGCAUUGCAGGAGAAAGACCUUCAGCGUCAUGUUAGUCACAUGAAUUCCGGUCCUGUCUUGGCGCUCUGUCUUCAGCGUGAAAAUGCUGUGGGGCGUCUUCAAGAGGUACUGGGGCCCAGUGAUGCUCGUCUGGCAAAGCGACAGUCUCAGUUCUUUCUGCGAGGUUCAUUUGGAGAGGAUUCUGUUCGAAAUGCCUUUUACGGUACGUGACAGAAAAUGGGGAAAAUUUUAAGCUGAUUUUUCUUUGCUAAAAGAUUUAAUAGUGAGCUUAAGCAAAGACGUCAACCGGAAGUGGUCUUUUUUUCAUUUUUGGACGGUGCUUUUGCCCAAAUAUUUGGACAAAUUGUCUCUGUGAUAGUAAAGACACUUGGAAAUACAUACUUGGUGGCGUCAAGGUACCUUAAACUGAAAAAGACCUCACUUCCAGUUGACGUGCGUCGCUCAAAAACGCCUUUGCUUAAGCUCCGUAUUAUCUGUUUCUGUCACCCUUUGUCACGCAUAGAGUCUUAAUUCUCUCAUCAGUAAUAUUCAGAAUCUACAAUCUUGGAUAAAAAGUGUUAAAAAUUUUACACUUUGUUACUCAGAGGGCGUCCAUCCCGCCGAUUUUGUCCCAUAACGACCCGUUCCCUCACCCCACCUUGGUAAAUGUUGUUCAGUUGGGUGGGGGGAAAAUGAUCUAGCGGGACUUUGUUUCUUUGGGAAUUGGGGGAAAAAUUUAAAAUUUCCAGUCACUAGACAUGGCAACCUCCAUACUUUGUAACAUAUUUGUUCAAGAUUGUACCUUUAUAUGGCAAUCUUAGUCAUAGCUGAAAUGAUAGCCAGUCUUUCACCUAGUAUUUGAUUUGCUCGACCUCAGUCAUAAUCUCUGAAACAAAAAACAACAGCAACAACAACAAAAAAAAACUAAAAUAGGAGUUUCCGAACCUUGAAUGCACUUGUUUACCAGUCUACUCAUCAUAUUUGAAGGUUUUUCCAUACUCAUAAUUUCUUACACGGUCACUUUAUCUCAGGAUCUGCUACAUACGAGGAAGCCAUCCGAGAUGUGAAGCUUCUGUUUGCUGAAGGCGUUUGCUGUCCACCUUCCAUCGACCUCAAGGCAGAAAAGGUAUGUCAGUAAGAAAAAACCAAAAAAAGAAUUCAACAAAAUGGUUAGAAAGCAGCAACUCCGUGAUUUCCGCGCUAUGGCCAGUACCUGCGCAUGCGCAGAGUUAUAUCUGGAGCAAUGGCAAUCUUGUCUCCAGAGCCUCUGUUACUUUUGUCCAGCGGAGGAUCGCGACCUCUGGGAACGAGAUUGGAGCAGUGAAAGCCAUACCGCAGAUAGCAGAGAUUUUACUUUUAUGUCGGUCAGUCAGUUCGCUUCAGUUAAUCGCAAUCGCCGUCUAGUAGCUGUUUUUAUUGAUCAGUUUACUGUAAGUACUUUCCAAGUACCUUUUUAUGUUAACGUUGGCCAGACAGAUUGCACAUCAACAAAUCGUGUCAGCUGUCGUGUAUUCAGUAGAAGAAGAAAAUAGUUACAGGAAGCCAAAUAUAUUGUCACGGAUUGUGCAAACAAAAAUUCCCAUGUCAGUAUAGUUCGCAGAAUAAAAGCCACAAUAAUCUAGGAUUACUUUUAAAUUUCAUGCAUGUUCAACGGUUUUAAUUUCUGCUUCUAGAUCCCAUGCCUCGCACUGGACGAUAUUUUCAGCGUCACAGCCAAGAGAGAGCUGGUGAAGCUAACCGCUGAAGAACAAGCCAAAGUCGAUACUGGCCCAGGAAUGACGUUAUUACCAAGUUCCUUGCUCGAGAUCAACUGUUUAUUAUUACUGCCGCAAAUGCUCGAUUGCCGAGCUCAGCAUAGCAGUCGGCGGGGAGCUGGUAUCAACUAUGCAGAGAUCAUAGAAGCGCUACUUACCGCUGGCUUUCAUUUCAUUGGGCUCAGAUUGCUGCUGCUUGGAGUGGCCGAGGCCGCAGACUGUGCGAAGUUGUACAGCGGUUGUUUGCCUGCUGGUUGGAAAGCUCAUCACCUAGUAAGGGCGUAGCCUCUUGUGUUCAUCUCAGUGAAGUGCCUUGAGGUUUAAGUAAUCUGGGUUGUAGGCAUACCGCUAAUAGGCAGAUUUAGCAAAAAUAACGCGACGGCAGUGACCACGGCGCGCGCAAAUAUAAUAAAACAACUGGCUUGACCAAUUGCAGAGCCUCCAAUUGGGCACCGCAAGUCGCGUUCAAUCCUUUUCGCGCGCUUUCCUGUCGUCAACUUAUGUUCCGGUUCUGUUUCUAAAUCAGCCUAAUGUAAUUUUUAACUUUAAAUUUUAGAAUAACCAAAGCAUUCCCCAUUCGACUUAAGAAAAGAAAAGGGGACUCUAGCCGAAACGUAUCCCGCAAUGGUUUCUGGGAUCGUUACUGAUGACGCGCCGGUCAGCUAUUGGCCAAUUUUUCCCUGUCCCUAGUAACAGUCCCAGAAGUCUUUGCGAAAGUUAACUCGUCCCAGUUUCCUUCUCGUUUCUAAUGUGGCGAAUUGCAGCAACAUCGACCCCAGGGCGCCUUUCCCUGACUUUGGAAAAGCGUCCAGGGGACGAGGUUGGAAUUGCAGCAUUUCGUUUCAGAGACAUAACACGAUUAUUGAUGGACAGUUUCAUACAAAUCACUGUGUUUGGUCAGCCCAAGCCUCUAGCUGAUGCCUUUCUUCAUAGGAAUGCCGAAAAGAUCUAGCACUUUAAUUCAAUGCACAACAAUUUCACAACUGUGAUUGACGAUGUUAUUGCCUAACAUCGUAAGCAUAGGCACAAGUAACACGUGCGUCGCAGUAACUUGCUAAAUACAGUAAUCGGUGGUUUUUGUCCUAAUAACAUGACUAGCAGUUGUCUGUGCCUGGGUUUUUGCUCCACUUGUACUUGCAUUGUAGAUGUAAAACAAGGCUUUACUACUUGCAAAUCAUUGUAGUUAAGAAUUAGUGAGCUCUCGGUGACGGACGGGUUUGAUUUCUCAGUCACACUAAUUCACCUUCCAUUUAAUGACAGGUGAAUGUUGUGUGAUCGCAGAAGUCAAGUCACUAAACAUAAUCUUCAAUCAAAGCACUGCAUUUUUAGAUGUCGUUUUUUGUCAAGGAACCUGUGAGAGAAUUAAUUGGGAUAACGUUAACAAAUUCAUCACUAUUGGCACUUUUUAGGCAAUUUCAGUCCAUAACGGCUCAAUCACAUAUAAUAGCUGUUUUGGAUCAGUACAGCUUUUCAUAGAGUGUUUUCGUAUGACGUCACGGCGGCCAUAUUGGUGUCCCAAAACAAUGAAACGGCGGCCAUGUUGGUGUCCUAAACCAGUCCUGUGGGAGUUGAACUCUUUACUUAUACAAACGCUUUCUUUUGUUCCAAUAAAUUUGCAUAGAUGCUGGCCAUGUGAAUAAUAAAAAUUCUCUAUAGACCAUGGACAGCCUUUUUCGUUCGGUAAUCACGUGAUAGACUCGUGACGGUACGGCCUUACGUGCACAGACUCUGGGGGAUGGGAAGGGGAAGAAGGAGCCUCUGGACAGGAGGGGAGGGGAGCGCUUGGCAUGAAACCUGAACAUCAAAAUAAGUACUUGAAACCGUAGGAAAUCACAAAAAGAAGCACAGAAAAGCUAAAAAGUAGGAAGGAUAGGCAAACUUAAGAAUUUAAAACUGAUUAUUUCCAGAUAAACUUUAAAAACAGUGAACCAACUUUUUUUCUCAGUUUGUAUCCUUGGGUGACUCAAAAGGCUCCGUCAUUCAUAUAUGUUUGUUAUCAGUGUUAUGAGGCAAUGAUUUUGUCAAUAGGGAGCAUAAACAAACAUGAAGAAGUUUUUGAGCGACGCACGUCGAUCAACCGGAAGUGGACUUUUGUCAUUCAUGGUUUUGCCCAAAAAUUGCGUCCGGCAAAUCGUCUCUGUAAGAGUAAAGAAACUUAGUAAUACAAAUUUAUUAGCGUCAAGGGAUAUUUAAAAACUUAAAAUGCAUCACUUCCGGUAGACGUGCUUCACUCAAAAACACCUUUACUUUAAUCAGCUCUCUUAUAGAAGGCGUUUCUCUUUUAAAACCAUUUGUAGUUUAACUCUCGCAGAGAAAAAAAUAUAAUUAGGCGAAGCAUUGAAAAUACCAUCACCCAACCCGUUUAAAGGCCUUGUAUCGCUGCUUAAUGACUUGACAAACUAUACCGCCUCUUAAUAUUGAGGUUACUCUUGUGUGCACGCAUAUUUGCCAUCUCGGAAAUUACUUUCCUCGUUAACCUGAAGCAUUCGCUGUUAUUUCCUGCCACAGACAAUAUGAAUUCUGCAGUUCAGCAUCGUUGUAGUGCAGUUCCACUUAUUCUAAGACACGUCAAUGCCCAUAUGGAUUUUACAGCAAUGGAAAUGUAGCCCUCCCCUUUUUCCCUUCCUCCCUAUCCCCUAUUCCCUACCCCUUUCGACGCCUGCUACGCAGGCUAUGGAAAUGGCGCUAUAGAAAUAACUGUUAUUAUUAUUUUUAUUAUUAGUUGUUCAUCACUUUGGUAUAUUUAUGUAUUUUUUCAUUUUAAAAUGCUAAGUUAGCUCUCAGUUAGGCGAUAGAGCGAUCUUAGUAUUUCCUUGAAAAAUGGUUUCGGUAAGUGUUUGUUAUUUGUUUUAUCAGCCAAUGGAUGAAAAGAACAAAACAUGGACUCUUCGUUUUCACGCCUAAGAAAACCCUAAUAUGGAGAAGGCAUUGUUCGAUUGACCAAUCGUGUUACAGUAUGACGUCGAAGCGAUUUCUAGAAAGUUCUUCGGGCAUGAUGUUUUUUCAGCCGAGCGUUCGCUUAACGUGUGUUUUAGUCUGCUACACAGCCGUUUUUAGUGUCGUCACGCAAAGCUCCUCCCCACAAAGUGGGGAGGAGCGUUGCGUGACGACUCUAAAAACGGCUGUGUAGCAGACUACGUGUGUUUGUGUCCGUUCGAUAAAAAACAAUCAAAUCGCUUUAUUUCCGUCCUCUUGUUGUUUCUGUUUUGUUCGCGCGUUUUCAUUUCAAGGUUAUACGAAAAUCGCUCUAGCUCUGAAGAUGAUAGUGGCACUCAAAACGUGGUCAGAAGUAAGGCCUCAGGUCUUUCUGCAGAAAACCAGUGAACGAACGAACGAACGAACGAGCGAACGAACCCCAAAAGACGUCUGCGGGGAGGCUAGGUUAUCUGCGGUAAUUUGCGUUGCUACUCUUGCACCUAAUUUCCCUCCUUUUUUUUCUUUUCAAAGCAUGGCAUUUUAAACUUUGUUCUAAUUACAUUAAAGAUAUCAAUAUCAAUGUCUCUAUUUUUUUGUAAAUUAGGCUGCUCAACUUUCCAAGACGCCUUGUAUUGUCAUGGCUGUGUUACGUGACGGUGCUGUCACAUGUUAUGAUACACUGUGUGACAGGUGAGUGUAUUUAUAAUAAAAAGAUGGAGGAAGAUACUAACGCAGGGUAACUGUGAUUAAAAUGUUAUAUUAAUUUGUUAACCUAGUAUAAGCACUCAGGAGUUCUUAAAAAUGAGAAGUGUUUGUGCGUUCAAAAUCGAUGGAAGGGUUGGUUCAUGGUUUAUUAAGUAGUGCGCACGCGUGAAGCGUCAUUUUGGCGAGAAAAGUGGUAGCCCUCGGCAUUCUACUACGGGUUUCGGAACUAAGUUAUCAAAUUUUAGAAGUUCCUCGUUUAAUAAAAAUAACUGCGCAACUGCAACAACAAUAACAAACAAAAGAAGUAAACAGAGACUUAAUAAACUUAACACUUUUACUAAAACACGCCCUAUUUUUAUUAUAAUUGCAGCUCUCCAAAAUUGAAAAAGUCCGGAAAUUACAUGUUGGCAGGGAGGACGCUUAAAGAGGUAAUCUUAAAAGUUCCAGAUGACCAACUCCGAUUAGUGCUUGCUCGCACUUGCUGUCAGAGUUUCUUCCCUUUUUGCGAGAGAAGUGCGAAUGCCCGUUGUGUUUGUUUUCAUUUGUUAUGAGCAACUGAUGUUACAAAUUAGUAUGAGGGACUAAACUGAAGAAUACUAGAAUGGUACAAAGGAAAGGGCUAGUCGGCGAGGCUAGUGAAAGGACUGAGAUACCAGAUGGUUAUCAUGAGCAGAGCAUGAUACAUCACUGCGGGCCCAAGACUGGGAAAGGCAUCUAAAUCUUUUUACUUAGAAUAACGAGAAUGUUCAAAGUUACAUACAUAGAUACAUAAGUAUUUUAUUGGCUUGUCCCCACAGGGCUUUUCAGAGUCAAUGUUAUAAUAAUAAUUUUUAAAAAAACACAGUUACACAGAAAGCUAAAACCACGAAAAAUAAUUAACUAAACUAGGAGACGUCGGAAGUAGUUUCUUGAUCAGUGGGCGGGAAUAAUUCUUUUGAUUGUCAGUUCGACGUUCAUGGAGAUGUAUAUUCCGGACAGUCUCUCAGAGUAUACACUCACGUCCUUGGCGGUUGGUUGCGUAUUAAUCUCGGACUUCCGUUAAUACCUUAUAGUGGGAGGUAUUUAAAGUUUCACCAUACAGCUUCACCAAAUCCUCUAAAAUCCUUCCGCCCUUAUAUUGUGUGAUGCUGGUGCGAUUCGUUAAUGUAACGUUUGAAUUUGUGAACGAAAUUCUAUGGUGCUCAGUACGUACCAUUUAAAUGAAACCUUUUCGUUAGAACUUUGGUAUAGUGCUAUUUUUUCGAAGAGCUUCUUAGGAUGUUACAAAACAAAUGUAAGUUGUCAUUUUUUUUCUCAUUUUGGCCAAUGUUAAAAGAGGAAGGGUUAAACAGACAGAUAAGAGGUUUGGACUUCCCGCCCCCCACCCAUUAAAACAGGGAACAUUAUGAAAAGGUGUCCAUAUCACAGAGGUAUCCGCUAGGAAAGUUUCAAUUACCCUUAAAUACAGCGGUAUCAGUGGGUGUGUCGCUCAUUAUUCAGCCUAUGUUCCCGUUGUUUGAUUUUCAGCAGCUGUGAAACUUGUUAGGGGCAUUUGUUGGCUUCUUGCCUUUUUAAGGCGUUACGUUCUAUGAAUUGUUCUAUGAAUUACUACUCAAGUUAAAUUCCAUUCGUUCUUUAGCUAUUAGUAUAGGUAAUAGCAUGAUUUGUAGUGAUAUUUGGCAUAAAUACCACGAGUGAUAUUUCAAAAUUGUUAUACGUAAUUUCACAAGCCGUUAGGCGAAUGAAAUUUGAGACAAUUUUGAAAUAUCACGAGUGGUAUUUCUGCCAAAUAUCAGGUACAAAUCAUGCUAUUAUUUGUUUAUACUACUACCCACAAAAGGUUUGUAAUUUUCACAUGUAGGUAUUUCAAAUUAAGCUGAAAUACUACUGCUCUAAGCCAAUCAAAUUGUAGAAAUUUCUCAUGUAGUAGUAUAAUUGUUUUUGUAUACUCAAACGGAUAAAAUUUCGUAUUUGCCAGACCGAAACAGAAAAAUUUCAUCUGAAACACAGCUGCGCUAUUGUCAGUUUAGGAAACAUUUGAAAUUGCUACGAAAGGCACUUUUUUGCGUUGAAAAAUUCCGCAAAGUUUCCUUUAUAUUUCUCCUUCUCUAUAGGGUAUAACCACUUGAGAAUGUUUUUGUUUUUCACAAAAUUUAAGAGUUCUCCACCAAAAUCUCGGAAAAUGUGUGGUGGAAAAUAGAUCAAGGUUUUAACAUUAAGACCUUUUUUAGCCUGCUAGCCAAUAUUAUAGACAGCAAAAUCUUGUCUUGCUUCACCCGAUAAGUUUUGCCGAGCUUAGCAACUUUCUAAAUGGGCGUCUUAGGUUACUUACACUACGUUAGGUAUUUUAACCCAUAACUUACUGUCAGACUUGGCUUCAAUGAAUUUAAUUUUCGUAUAUCAUUGAUUGCGUGUAAAGUUUCCACCUUACGUUUUCGAGCUGUCCUUCCCUUUCAGCAUCCUUCUGAAUGGCUGCUUUAAAUAAUGCUUUUUUUCUAACUUAGACUUUGCUUUAAUAGCUUUAAUUUCGUGGAUCAGGAUGCGUCUUUCUAUGUCUUCCGCCUUUAGUGUGGUCAUAUUCUCACAUAUACGGAGCACCCUAUUUCUGAACCAGAAACUGAAAUUACUCUCUCUAGUAAAAAAAUCGUGUUGAAGCAUUCUAAUGGCUUUGAUGAAAGGAAUUGGCAGCAACUUUUUUACAUAACCAAAUUUACUGUGGAAUGCAACCAAUUAAACGCACCCUUAUUUGAAUCGCGAGAUAUGCCAAAAAAUACUGCGCCUUUGAUUAGAACAAGUUAAAUAUGAUGGCUCUAACCUAUGCGUUCUUUUUUUUUCACAGGCCGAGCGAAUGACAGAAUGCUUUUUCGAGAUGUUAAUUCCCAACCGAAAAGCGCGGAUAACAUGA
This is a messenger RNA of Porites evermanni, 17901 nucleotides long. The record is from the annotation of a GenBank genome assembly. Lineage: Eukaryota; Metazoa; Cnidaria; Anthozoa; Scleractinia; Poritidae.